AACGAGAUGCAGUUUCUGGACCAGCAUCGACGUAAUGCGGAGUUGCCCUCCGGCGUAUCCACGAGGAGGCUUUCCGUCCGUCGCCCUGUCGCACCUUCUCUGCCUCAGCUCGAUGCUGCAGCUUCGAUCUCUCUUGGUCGCCUGUCACGUCCGGUAGAGCCAAGGCAGGGCCCGAGUCCGUGAGAAUGAAUGCUAUAAGAACUGCGCAGUAAGCCUGAAGCGUACUACCACACCUGGCUUUACGAGCCCGAGAUAGUCGAGCCGUGAUUCAUCGACGACCCAAGCUUCCGCCCUCUGUGCUUGACAGGCACCAACGAUGGCUCGGUUCAGUUGGCUUCUGACUCUUUGCUUGACGGUGGCAUUGCCGAGCCAGGCCCAUCCUUCCCUGCACGUACGCGACAUCACCGCCCAUCAACUCUCCGAUUUCUUAUUCUGGGUGCAGUAUGCCGACGCCGCCUACUGUAGCACUAACUAUGACCCAAAAUCGAAGGGGGCGAAGGUCCGCUGUUGGGAUCAAGGCUGUCCGCUGGUGGAAGCCUCCAACGCGAGCAUCAUCUUUGCCUUUUCUGACGCCACCAUGACCGACACGGCGGGCUUUGUGGCGAUCGACCAUCUCAACCAACGCCGCAUCAUCGCCUUCCGCGGCUCGUACUCGGUGCGGAACUGGAUGUCCAACCUGAUGUUCGCCUUCACCGACACCCAGCUCUGCGAGGGAUGUUUCGCUGAGCUCGGCUUUUGGACCUCCUGGCGGUUGGUGCGCACCGACCUCAUCCACCAGCUGGAGGGUCUCCAGGGGAAGUCCCGUGAUUACGUGCUCGUGCUCGUCGGGUACAGCCUGGGCGCCGCCGUCGCAACCCUGGCGGCGGCGGAUCUUCGCACCCGGGGAUACCAGGCGACCUUGUAUGCGUACGCCUCGCCCCGAGUGGGCAACGCGGCGUUGGCCCGGUAUAUCACCAACCAAGGGAACAACUACCGAUUCACCCACACGAAUGACCCGAUCCCGAAGUUGCCGCUGUUGAUCAUGGAUUACGUCCACAUCAGCCCCGAGUAUCAUAUUCUCUCCGGGGAUAAUGUCACAGUGCGGCCGCAGGAUGUGGCCGUGUAUGAAGGGUAUGUCAACGAUGCUGGCAAUACGGGGACCGGCAGUCCGUCGUUGCAGGGACUGUCCGCGCAUAAAUGGUACUUUCAGCUGGUGGAUGGAUGCAAGGGAAAGGGCUUUCCUUGGCGAAGUCUGAUGUAG
This is a messenger RNA of Aspergillus saccharolyticus JOP 1030-1, 1240 nucleotides long. Its product is annotated as lipase family protein. Lineage: Eukaryota; Fungi; Ascomycota; Eurotiomycetes; Eurotiales; Aspergillaceae. Bases 317 to 1240 code for a protein of 307 amino acids. The record is from RefSeq and is a predicted model, not a curated record. The transcript has 3 exons. Gene Ontology annotation, biological process: lipid catabolic process.